Molecule: messenger RNA, 5410 nt
Organism: Paramormyrops kingsleyae
Lineage: Eukaryota; Metazoa; Chordata; Actinopteri; Osteoglossiformes; Mormyridae
Product: protein SCAI-like
Biological process (GO): DNA-templated transcription
Molecular function (GO): transcription corepressor activity
Source: RefSeq, a predicted model, not a curated record
AGGCCGGUGCCCUGGGCCUGGGACCACAUUUUCGUGACGUUUUGUUGAAAUGGCAGAGCCAUGGGCCAAUGAAAUGCUUGUAAGCAGUUGCAGACGUCAUCUGAGAUCAACGUGAAUCGAAUGGUGCGUGGACGUAUUUCGGGGGGGAGUAGAAACUGUGGCCUGCUUGUAAUCACGGCCAAGGCUUAAGCGAUGCGCAUAGCAGAUGAAAAUGGGAAGCUGUGAAUGGCCAUGAGGCACCGAAUUUGAUGCCUGGAGUUAGUCAAAUUAACAUACGUUUUCUACCUGGCGAGGAAAAGCGGACACUGAGGGCGGGAGCCCAUCUCAGGUAGCUGGUUGGCUCGCCAGCGCGUGCAGUUAAUGCAGUUUAAAGUUUAAACGGGUCGCUUGCUCGCGCGGGUGACAGCGCGAAGGCACUGAUAUGCGGCGGUCCGGCUUUCAGUCACGUUCCGGAGCAGCCGGCACUUUUCACCCGGCGUGAACCAUCUUAAAUCCGCUCCUUCACUCACACCACGUAUUGUCACUUAAGCUCAGCAUUUGAGACCCGCUGCAUGCCAAAAAAUAAUUAUCCUGAUUUUGGGAGGGGUGGUUAUUGUUUUGUUUUGGACGUGUCAGUGGGGCUGACAGGUAGCUGUUGCGCAGCGGGCGGCAGCGCUGUGGUGGUGUAGGUAAGCCAGACCGCUCUUCGUCUGCCUAGUCUGCUCCGUAGCUGAAGGGUCUUCCCGUACCUCAAUUUUCCUGUCGUUUCGGCACUGACCGAAAGCGGGACAGCAGCCGCGUCUCGUGUCGCCGCAGCGGGAGUGGAAGGGACGCACGGCGGCGCACUCAAACCGUUCAAAGGAAGGCGGAGCAAGCAGUGAGCGGCAGCCAUGACUGGAGUGGGGACAGAGGAUGACAUCCCACCCGGCGAGAGGAAAACUGUCACAGAUUUCUGCUACUUGCUGGACAAGUCUAAGCAGCUCUUCAAUGGCUUAAGAGACCUGCCUCAGUAUGGCCAUAAGCAGUGGCAAUCCUAUUUUGGCCGCACAUUUGAUGUCUACACCAAGCUGUGGAAAUUUCAGCAGCAACACAGGCAGGUGCUGGAUAACAGGUAUGGUCUGAAGAGGUGGCAGAUUGGGGAGGUGGCUUCCAAGAUUGGACAACUGUACUACCACUAUUACCUCCGUACCUCUGAGACGAGUUACCUGAAUGAGGCGUUCUCUUUUUACUCCGCCAUCCGCCAGCGGUCCUACUAUUACCAGGUCAAUAAGGAAGACAGGCCUGAGCUGGUGGUGAAGAAGUUGAGGUACUAUGCUCGCUACAUCGUUGUUUGCUUGCUGCUUAACAAGAUGGACCUGGUCAAAGUGCUGGUGAAGGAGCUGUCAGAGGAGAUCGAGGACUACACCCAGCGCUUCAAUACGGAGGAUCAGCUGGAGUGGAACCUGGUGCUGCAAGAGGUGGCAGCCUUUGUGGAGGCAGACCCUGUGAUGGUGCUGAAUGAUGACAACGCGGUGGUGAUCAUGUCCAACCGGCUGCAGGAAGGCAUUGUGCCCCAGCUAGAGCAAGGCAUGGUGGUGGGCCAGCUCACCCUGGCUGAUGCGCUCAUCAUCGGUAACUGCAACAACCAGGUAAAGUUCAGUGAGCUGACCAUUGACAUGUUCCGUAUGCUGCAGGCAUUGGAAAGGGAGCCUGUCAACCUGGCUGCACAGAUGACUAAGCCAGGGACGCUGCAGGAGCCGAGCGAGAAACCAGCCAAGCGGGAGAACCCCCACAAGUACCUGCUGUACAAGCCCACCUUCAGCCAGCUGUACACCUUCCUGUCCGCCUCCUUCAAGGAGCUGCCAGCAAGCAGCGUGCUGCUGGUCUACCUGUCAGCCACUGGCGUCUUCCCCACAGGCCGCUCCGAUUAUGAAGGCACCUACCACGGGCCGUAUGAUUUCGGGGGUGUCCUAACCAAUACGAACCGGGAUGUGGUGAACGGAGAGGCCGUGCAGAAGAGGAACCAGGCCCUGAAGGAGAUGCACUGCCUGCACCCCGGAGACCUCUUCCCCUUCACCAGGAAGCCCCUCUUCAUCAUUGUCGACUCUUCCAACAGCACAGCCUACAAGAAUUUCUCGAACCUCUUUGGACAGCCAGUGGUGUGCCUGCUCUCUCCCACAGUGUACCCAAAGAGCAUGCAAGAUCAGACGCAGCGAGGCAGCCUCUUCACGCUCUUCUUGUACAGCCCACUGAUGGCCUUCCUGUCUGUAUGCGGCCUCAGCAGCCUCCGCCAGAGCCUGUGGGAGAAGGCCCAGGAUCUGCUGCGCAAGGCGUUCCGUGACAUCGGGCAGGCACUUGUGCGCUGCCGCUCCAUAGACCAGGCCUUCCUGCAGUUCUACGGGGACGAGUUCCUGCGGCUGCUCAUCAUCCGCUUCAUGUUUUGCUCGGCCACACUCCGGCUGCACAAGCUUUUCCGGGAGUCGCGCAGCUUUCCCGAGUCGUACCCGCAGCUGCCCAAGCAGGACACGGUGGAGAGCAGCCUGCUGCAGAAGCAUGUGCUGGAGCUCGCGGCCAUGCUGGACGUGCAGGACCUCUUCUAUGACAGCACGCUGGACACCUACUGACUGGCGCUGUAAAAACAUGCACACACUCACAGGCAUGUUCACACAUGCAUGCACACAAACACACACUCACUCACACACACACCGAAUGCUGCUUCCUACAAACCAAUACACAAGCAUUGAUUGGAUUCAGUAGUUUCAUAUCUGUGACUUUUCAGUGACUUUUCCACAUCCUUCUGCUUGCUAACUGUGAAGAGGUCAUGGCAGCUGUCACAUUGCUUUGUUCCCGGUACUAAGAGAUAUGCGCUGAUAGAACAGAGUGACGCUGUGGGCUGCACACGUGCCACACAGCCCACAUCGCACAUGUGUACACACACACACACUUACUUACAUACAUACAUACAUACAUCACACCUACCAGCAAACAGAGCAGCUCCCUGACUGACAGCAACGUGAACGGAGCCGAUGGCCACUGGGACGACAUCACUGCCUGCAAGCAACUGCUGAAGUUUACCUCUGAAGUUGCUUGCACAGUUACCCCCAGGCGGACUCCCGUGUUCAGCGGCAUCACGGCAUGCGCCGUUGGAAAGAGACUGCAUCAGAUGCACAUUCCCACCCGCUUUUUCCAAACAUAGUUCUAUCCUUGUAACUUUAGAAACAUUCACUUUUUACAAUGUAAAUUAAUCAUGUUUGUUUAAAAGGUUCUGUUUUUUAUUAUUAUCGAUACUGUAGCUUCCCUGCAUGCAGAGGUUGGUGUUGCUGUCUCUGUUAUCUUCCUGGGGCUGCUGCAGGUUGCCAUUGUCGUCCUCUGAUCCCCCCUGUCUGCUUUCCAAAUGGGUCUUCCGGGAGUGACAGUGUCAUGUGUCUGUAGAGGUCAGCCAGUUGAGCUUGUUGGCCACGCAUGUGUCUCCAUAGGCAGGCCUGGCAGAGGACAUGCAUGAUGCACAGCUUCGCAGUGUAUCAGUAGAGCUUUAUGCACAAAGGUCUUCCAUUGGUCAGAUCGUCCCCCUUAAACCUGCACAUCAGUCUGUGGCGUGCAGCCUGUUUAGUGUGUUAUACUGUCUGUACUCCAGCAUUUCACAGCCACAUUGCCAAGUCCCCAGAAUUGGCAUGGUCCUUAUGGUGAAUGGCACCUGUCCCAGAAACGCAGGAGAAUGCAAGUGGAGAGGCGAGUGCACAUAGAUACGUAUGAUCAUGCAAAAGGGAAAAGGGAAGGGAGCUGGCAUGGACCCCUCCAAAGCCAGUGCCACUCAGAGGCUGGGGGUGAGCUGCACCCUAGGGUCCGUGCUAACAGCCACUCACAUUUAUAAAUGUAUACAUAUGUAUAUAAGUGUAUAGGUGGUAAACAUGUGAGUGGUCUUGUUUUUAGUAUGUAUGGGAUUUUGUCACAGAAUCCAUUAAAAGACACUUGUUUGGCUCCAUGUCCCCUGGAGACAUUGCUAUUGGACCGUGAUACUGUCUGUGCCCCACCCCCUUCUGUUUUGUCAGCUGAGCCUGGCCCUGCCUACAUUCCAAGGACAAGAAGGGCGAGCUGAUGGGGUGAGGCUUCCCACUGCCCUCCCCACCGUGUUAAGGUGGUGACCCUGGAGCACUUUGGGACUGAAUCAUUCCUCUGUCUCUUCCUGUGACUUUUUAAUCUGUUUUAUCUGACUGAUGAUAAUAAUAAUCAUAAUAAUACCUUGCACUUUACUGUAUUGAAAUAUGAGCUCCUUUUGUUUCUUGUGCUGUUGGUAUCAGGCAUGUUAGUGACCCCCUCUCAGUUGUGCUGUUUCUCAUACCCCUCUGCACGUGACUGUACCUUUCACCUUGGGACAAGAAUACCCACAAGAAUUUUUAUACAGUCUUAAUGCACAGAAGCUGCCUGUCCCUGAAUCCCUGAAUGAUGGGCUUAUAGGCCACCUUCCAGAAAGUCGCAUGAUGCACCCCUCUCUGGAUUUACAGGAUUGGAACAAGUGCUGAGGCAUUUAUUGCCAUUGCAAAAAUUAUUCUCGAGUCCUGAGUUUGUUUUAUGGUAUAAAAGAUAAGUUGAAUCUAUAAAUGAAAUCCCAAUGGAUUAAUCACUGCCAGACUAAAAGGAGCAUUCCCUAGAAUGCAGCAGCUGGACCCUAACCCUAGGCAGUCUGUGUCGUGGACACCAUUGCUCAGUGCCAUUUACAGGUGGAGCUUCACCGCGUCCUUGAAUGGUGCCAGGCUGGCCUCCGUCUGUGGGCUCUGCAUCCAUUCCUUCUCAAAAUGGUCACUGCUUAGUUGUUUGUCCAGUGAUUGCAGGCUUUGGGAGCUAAUAGCACAGAUUUAAAGGCCAGAGAAAGAAGCACAGGCAUAUUUAUUUGGAGAGCAACAAGGUACUUAUCCUGCAAAAAAUAACAGUUUUCCUCCAGGAGACAACAAAGUGAUGAAACUGUGGUGCAAGUGAUCGCGAAGUACGCAUCACACAGCACUUUUCAUGUGUGUAAAAUGUGCUCAUGGAAGUAACAUAGCUACCUUUCCUUGAUAGCAUCUCGUAAAGCGUGAAAAGUGAAAGCGCAGCACUCGAAUGCUCCAGGCUGUUUUUUACACCGUAAUUUGUAAGCUGAUCUAAAAUGUUACUCAGUUCGUAUGAAUGAUUUUGUCAUGGUUCCUACUGUUGCACGAGGGACUGCUAUAAAGGUGACAGUAGUUAGAGAGUAUGCUUUAUAAGUUCAGGGUUGGUACUAGUUACUAGUUUAACCAGCUUCAUUUUGUUAUAUUACUUAAGAUGUUUUGUCCCAUUUGUUGCCAAAUUAUAUUAUUGUUCAUAAAAGAAAAAAAUAAACAUAAGCAUCCCAAAACAUGGAGCUUUCUUUAAAAAGUUUUAACUGAAUGCUAUUUAAGAGUAAUAAAAGUGGGACUAUGUAUUGUUUCCUUUGUACAGA